UCUCUCUCCACAUCCGUAGCUGUAUUCCGCAAGCGAUUCUUCGUUUCUCUCUGCCCUCUCGUCUUCGUAAAGCUAUACAAUAUAUAUAUACAGUCAGAGAGGCAUCUGAGACAGAGCAGUAUUAAGAAAAAAAAAGUUUUUUUUCUUAAAAAAAUGGAUCUUUUAGGUAGUGUGUUGGUUUUUAUGGUUCUGUUCGCUGGUUUGGUUUCUGGGUUUGCCCUGGAAACACUUCCUGUUAUAUCCUUCGAGGAAGGUUACUCGCAUCUGUUCGGUGACCAGAACUUGGCUGUCCGUAAAGAUGGAAAAUCUGUCCGUUUAUCGCUCGAUGAGAGGACAGGGUCUGGGUUUGUGUCAAAUGAUCUGUACCUUCAUGGGUUCUUCAGUGCAAAAAUCAAACUUCCUGCGGAUUACACUGCUGGAGUUGUCGUUGCCUUCUAUAUGUCAAAUGGAGACAUGUAUGAGAAGAACCACGACGAGAUAGAUUUCGAGUUCUUGGGAAACAUUAGAGGGAAAGAAUGGAGGAUUCAGACGAACAUCUACGGCAACGGAAGCACCCACUUGGGCCGAGAAGAGAGAUGCUAUCUCUGGUUCGACCCAACUGAGGAUUUCCAUCAAUACAGCAUCCUCUGGUCCGAUUCCCACAUCAUAUUUUACAUAGACAACGUUCCAAUCAGGGAGGUGAAGAGGACCGCGUCCAUGGGCGGUGACUUCCCGUCUAAGCCGAUGUCGCUCUACUCCACGAUAUGGGACGGCUCGAAAUGGGCCACCAAUGGUGGCAAGUACGGCGUAAAUUACAAAUAUGCCCCUUUUGUCGCCCGGUUUUCCGACUUCGUUCUCCACGGCUGCGCCGUCGAUCCCAUCGAGCAGUUGCCCAAAUGCGACUUUUCCGGCGAAGAACUCCGGCGAGCUGCGGAGCUAACGUCUUCUCAGAGGAUCACGAUGGAGGAUUUCCGUAGGAAACACAUGACGUAUUCUUACUGCUACGACCAGACAAGGUACAAGGUUGUCCUGCCGGAGUGUGUUCUAAAUCCUGCUGAGGCUAAGCGGCUUAGGGUUUACGAUCCGGUCACUUUUGGCGGGAUUCCUCACCGUCACGGUAAGAACCGCCGCCGCCGGAGACGAGCCGUCGUGGGGUCGGAGGCAAUGUAAUACGGUGGGUGAAUGAGAGAGGGGGUCUCUAUAAUAAGUCCAUAUUUACAUGAUUUGGUCCAUAUAUAUAUAUAUAUAUCUGUAUUCCUGAUUUUCAGUUUAGAGGGUCAUUUUGAUUUCAUCUUGUAUAGGAAACUCGAAAAAAAAGGAAAAAAAAUAUUAUUUCAUUAAGAGAUUUGGUAUUUUUGUUUUGUUUUCAUAAAAAAAUAAUUUAUGGGAUGGUUCACGAGGAGAGUGGGUGGCUGUGAUUCGUUCUGUGAAUUGUGUUUUUUCGUAUAGAAACUCUUAAAAAGAUUCUUGGAUUAUUUCUAUGGUUUUUUUUCCCAAUUCGAUUCGAUUCAUUAUUGUA
Messenger RNA from Tarenaya hassleriana, 1498 nucleotides. RefSeq names its product probable xyloglucan endotransglucosylase/hydrolase protein 28. Gene Ontology annotation, cellular component: cell wall; apoplast. The record is from RefSeq and is a predicted model, not a curated record. Gene Ontology annotation, biological process: xyloglucan metabolic process; cell wall biogenesis. NCBI's taxonomy places the organism in Eukaryota, Viridiplantae, Streptophyta, Magnoliopsida, Brassicales, Cleomaceae. Bases 154 to 1149 code for a protein of 331 amino acids. The transcript has 4 exons. Gene Ontology annotation, molecular function: xyloglucan:xyloglucosyl transferase activity; hydrolase activity, hydrolyzing O-glycosyl compounds.